AUAUAAAUACCUCUCCAGGUAUCGCCUGCAGACCCAUACAUUUCCAUUCUCGGUUGGGAUCUCCGGCGAUGGCGGCGGCGGAGGGCGCAGUGGCUCCGCCGCCGACGGCGGCGCCGCCACCGUCGCCGCCGCGGCCGAAGUCGCCGCCGGGCUACCCCGACCUGUGUGGGCGUCGCAGGUUGGGCGCGGCGGUUCAAGUACUUGACCGCGAAAUCGCAUCUCUUGAGGCGGAUUUACAAUCACUUGAAGGACUAGAAUCUGUUUCCAGUUGCUGCCAAGAGUAUGUUCGGGUGAAUGAAUUUGUUGGCACGAAUCCGGAUCCAUUUAUACAUACGCAGAACUGAGAAGCAAAAGGAAUCGCACCAGGUUGGGAAGCGGUUCCGGAUGUGUUUCAACUUCCAAUGGAUUUGCUGCUCCAAUGGCUUCCCUCCAAAGGCAAAAAGACCAAUUUGCCCUUUAGGACAACUGAAAACCUUAUGUUGCCGCCGCUGUCACGGUGGAUGCAAUUGCUGCAGCUGCUGCGAUCUUUCUUGCUGCAGAGUUUUGUGUUGUAGCCGCCCGAGUUGCUCGUGCCCAGAAUUUUCUUGCGGUUGCAUCUGUUCUUGCUCAAAAUUUACAGAGAAAUGUUCCAGGCGUGGGUGCAGUAGUACUUCUUGCAUCAGCAAGUGUCUGUGUUGACUGAGGAAGUUUUGAUGCAUUCCAUCAUGCUUUAACUUUUGUUGCGAGUUCCAUGUGAUUCUAUUUUGGAUUUAAAUAAGACAUUGCUGAUUAAAUUUUGUGCUCAUUCUAAUUUCAUUUACUUGAAAACUUGGAGAAUUGAUAGUUUGAACUUUUCAUACUACUGAGUGCAUCAAGAGAAGCAAA
Messenger RNA from Ananas comosus (pineapple), 864 nucleotides. Its product is annotated as guanine nucleotide-binding protein subunit gamma 3-like. Bases 69 to 344 code for a protein of 91 amino acids. The transcript has 5 exons. The record is from RefSeq and is a predicted model, not a curated record. NCBI's taxonomy places the organism in Eukaryota, Viridiplantae, Streptophyta, Magnoliopsida, Poales, Bromeliaceae.